AUGGCAGAAGAAAGCACAAAAAGAAAAUUUGAGAGAGUAGAUUUUCUCAGUGAUCAUGUUAUGGCAUUGAAAGAAGCGAUGCACGCUGACUUCAUCCUCAAACCUGGUGAUAAUGGACCAGGCAUCCCCACGCACAAAGCUGUUCUGGCAGUGAAAUCAAAAGUGUUUAGAAGCAUGUUGGAAGCUGAUGAAUGCAAAGUUUCACCUGAGAAAUCAAUCACUAUCCAUGACCUAAGCUACGGAGAACUCGAGUCUCUCCUUGAAUUCUUCUACAGUGGUACGUUGAGUCGUGACAACAAACAUGUUCGAGCCCUCUAUCUCGCUGCGGACAAGUACGACAUUCAAUACCUCCAAGAUAUUUGCAGAGAAAUAUUAAUCUCGUCUCUGAGCUCUGAAAACGUUCUUGACAUCAUCCAACUUUCAACUAUCCCUUCGGAUGCAAUCCUCAAGGAAGCUGCGAUACUUUUCCUUCUCAGAAGAAACAUAGGCAUGGUUUUUCAAAAGAGUUUUGAAACAUUUGCACUUAAGGACCCUAGUACGACCUUGGAGAUCUUUCAAGCCUGUAUAAGAAUCCUGCGUGCACUCAGCCGAAAACCAACACAGCCAAAUUAA
Brassica rapa (field mustard) is the source of this 612-nucleotide messenger RNA. RefSeq names its product BTB/POZ domain-containing protein At1g01640. Lineage: Eukaryota; Viridiplantae; Streptophyta; Magnoliopsida; Brassicales; Brassicaceae. The record is from RefSeq and is a predicted model, not a curated record. Gene Ontology annotation, molecular function: protein binding.